AUGACACAGACAUGGCCUCCGUCUCCAUGCGUGGAGGACGAGGAAGUGGCUCUGGCGAAGGAACAUAUGCCUGGUGUUGCUCCCAACCAGCUGAAGAGCGAGAACCAACCAGCGAGCAGCAGAGGUUCUGUCGAUCAGUAUCCUAUCAUUGACGACACUCACGUUGCACCUCAACCCUCGCAUGGUCAGGAGCAUGGUCCCGGUAGUGCCACUCGGAAGAGUGGCCAGGAACCAGUCGCCAACACCGAGAAGAGGUUUGUGCUCGUACCCUCGCAAACGACAGAAUCAGAACCGGAAACUUUACGACCCGCUAAUGGCUUGCAUCGAUCAAAGUCGACUACCCAGCUGCCCCAGCCAGAUGUUGCCAGAGGCAGACCUCAUGUGACUAGAAUUCACACGGAUCUUGGUGCUGGUCUUGAUGAAAUGCGGACGGGGCAGCGACGGGCUCCUUCUCCCUAUUCUCAUACGCCGACCGCGUCGUGGGAUGCUCUCUCGCCGGAUGCAAACCGUAAAGAUAACUUGCUGUCGCCAAUGCACGCGCACGAGGCAAGAAGGGCGGCUUCUGUUCACCCCGGACCACGCGUCGCCAACCCUGACAUUAGUGAAUCAGAUCAGAAAGCGACAUCACGAAGGCGGCCUGACCGGAGCCGGAGUCGAGCCGCGAGGCAAAGCUUCUCUCAUUCAGAUCGAUCAGACUCUGAGAAGGUCAAGCGUUCUAGGUCCACCAAGCGAGACGAGAGCCCGGACAGCAGGUUCUCACGGCGUGCUCAUCGUUAUCAAAGCCCUGCGCCACGACCAGGUGCCUUCUCCGGCUAUACUUAUACCGGGCAAGAUCACAUAACGCCUCCUGCAACUCCGAAGCCGAACAAUAAUUCGGCGCGCUCGUCUGCAGUGGAGCAGACUCCCGUCUCUGAGCAGUCAAACAGCCGCCAUGUUCCAAGGAGAGUGAAUACUGACUCACCCAACACAUCCUCUGCCGAGGAUAGCCAUAACCGGCGUCCAAGAGAGCAGGAUGGCGUCAGAUCAGCUCGGUCCAGGCGAAGUUCGCGUGCACGUGGCGAGGCAGAAGAGAAAUCUUCGUCAAAACGAGAGCGCUCUCAACGACGUGACAGGCCUUCUAAAGAUGACUCUAGUCGAGAACAGUAUUCGUCGGACGAGAAACCCCGUCGCGGCACCAAGACACCUGUAUCGGCUCGGACACCGCUGACUAUGGAGGGGCUGCUUGAAAAUGCCUUCGUUGCCAACCAAAACAAGGGCUCAAGGAACGGUGAUGCUCGAUCUCGUCGUGCCUCACCAUGUGUUUCUCCGGCUCACAGCCCUCCUCAAACGCCUCGAGACGACCGAUCACCAAGAGACUAUUUCGAACAGAGCCACCACUCGUUAAAGCCAUCCAGGCAAAGGUCACGGCCACCGUCGGUCGACGAAACUCACUUGAAAGACCUCCGGAAUGUCAGCUCCUCUCUUCUUGGAGUGGCGACGUUAGGUGCCUCACUUGCGGCAAAAGCUAUUCCCGCAUUGACUCGGUCGAACACGUCCCAGUCGCUCGAGACGCCGAGCAGCGGCUCACAAAGUAGACCUAGUAGUGGGCAACGGUCAAGAAGACCCUCUCCCCUGCUGGAAGAAAGUCAACCAGUGUAUCAGAGUUUAUCCAGGACAAAUUCUGUCACAAGCCGGGAUGACAGCGCUGCAACCCGCACCACGACAUACACUGUUCAUGAGGAUCGAGCAGUGCCAAAGACCGCACAAUACACGCCAGCACCUCUCGAGGCUCCUCGGACUGCUUCUAGAGCAUCGUCCUAUUCGCACUCUCCUGAUCAGCCGCGCCCGCCAGCGCCCUUCAGAGCAUUUUCAACGACCACGACUCAAGGAUACCAGCAGCCAGGUGCCGCUCCUGCUCAACAGAUACUGCUAUCAAGCCCCUUGAAUCUGGAGGCUGGUACAGCGCUACCGAAUACAGCCGCGCGGCCAAAUUCGUUACCACCUUGUCCGCGGUCAAGGCCCGUUGCUGGCUUGCACGAUUGGUACACCAUUCGGGACAUGUCCUUUCUAAAUUUUUGCCCCUCGUGCAUGGGCUUUCUUGGGUCUACCCGGUUCCGAGACUACUUCAUCCCAAGCUUCCAGAAAGAUCCUCGCCAGCCAAUCAUUUGUGCGAUGAGCCACCCUUGGUUGCGUGUCGCAUGGCUCCAGUCAAUCAAGCAAGACAGGAAGGAUCUAGGUCUCAUCUGGCACAUUGCGCACGGUCCACCAGCGGGAACAAAGCCAUGCUCUGGCACGAAGAGUGAUCUGAGAAGAUGGUAUCAUCUGACAGAUCCCAGGACGAAGAGAGCAGUGGACAACUUCGAUAUAUGUUCCGCGUGUGUCAGAAACAUCGACCUGAUCUUCCCGAAGCUUCAGUUCUGCGUCUUCGACCGACCGCAAGACAAAAAGGAGGUCGAGAAGAUCUGCAAUCUGAAUACCCACAGUCGACACUUCCUGCCUAUCCUGAACGAACUGGAAAGGCUGUCAGAGCGGUCGAAGGAUUCAAUCAGGCAUCGAGAUUUCCAAGACUUCGUGGACUACAUCCGCCGCAUUUCUCGAAAUCGGCAAUGCGUGAAGGACACGUUACUGGCAACUCAGUCAUGGCAUUUCCACCCUGAAAUCCCUGAGCUCACGAUUUGCGAGGAGUGUUAUGAAGAGGUGGUUUGGCCACUGCGCGAUCGGCCUAUCGCACGCGACGUGUCCAAGACGCUGAAGCUUGUACCUCCGCUGCGCAAAAGCUCACUCCUUCCCGGCACAAGUUGUCAACUGUACAGUGAACGCAUGAGACGAGCCUUUCACGAUGCUGUAAGCAGGAACAAUCUGGAGAGUCUGAAACAAGUGGCGCAGUACCGGUACCACAUGGAGCACCGGCUACAGGAGAUGCAUAAAUUGUAUGAAAUGGAUCAGCAGGCGGGGAUUGACCGAAGGCAUGAGAUUGAAAAGAACAUCUCUAUCUGGAAGUCCAUUGAGUAA
Cladophialophora carrionii CBS 160.54 is the source of this 2991-nucleotide messenger RNA. RefSeq lists its product as uncharacterized. The record is from RefSeq and is a predicted model, not a curated record. The transcript has a single exon. The coding region runs from base 1 to 2991 and encodes 996 amino acids. NCBI's taxonomy places the organism in Eukaryota, Fungi, Ascomycota, Eurotiomycetes, Chaetothyriales, Herpotrichiellaceae.